This is a messenger RNA of Oldenlandia corymbosa var. corymbosa, 1584 nucleotides long. The record is from the annotation of a GenBank genome assembly. NCBI's taxonomy places the organism in Eukaryota, Viridiplantae, Streptophyta, Magnoliopsida, Gentianales, Rubiaceae.
AUGAGUGGAGGUGAUCCUAUUGGCGUUUCUGGUUGUGACGCACCUGCAAAGCCUCCAUCUUUGAGGUCUUAUCAAGUUGUGGUGGCCGCAACUCGUGAUUUGGGCAUUGGAAAGGAUGGCGAAUUGCCCUGGAGGUUGCCGUCUGAUCUUAAAUUUUUCAAGGAGAUAACGACAGCGACUUCGGAUGCUGCGAAGAAAAAUGCUGUUGUGAUGGGAAGGAAAACUUGGGAAAGUAUUCCUCCUAAAUUUCGACCUCUGCCUGGUCGUCUUAACAUCGUGCUGACUCGAUCGGGGAAAUUCGUUCCUGCUGAUAAUGAAAAUGUGAUUUCUUGUGGGAGCAUUUCAUCUGCUUUAGAGUUGCUUGCUGCAUCUCCAUUUUGUUCUUCAAUAGAGAGGGUGUUCAUCAUUGGGGGUGGAGAAAUAUUCAAGGAAGUAUUUAAUGCACCGGAAUGUGAAGCCAUUCACAUGACCGAAAUUGAGGCUAGCAUUACGUGUGAUACUUUUGUUCCUCCGGUUGAUGUUUCAAUAUUCCGGCCAUGGUAUUCUUCCCUACCUAUGGUGGAAAACAAUGUCGGCUUUCGUUUUGUCACUUAUGUUCGCACGGUGAUGUCUGUACCUGAAACUGUUGACUCACAUCAGCUGGUGCAUUCUAAUGGAAGAUCUGUUCCAAGGAGGCCUAACAUUUCAAAUUUCUCUUUCUUGCCAAAAGUUAUCUUUGAGAAGCAUGAUGAGUUUAAGUAUUUGAGAUUGGUUCAAGACAUAAUUGUUAAUGGAAACGACAAAGAUGACCGAACUGGAACUGGUACUCUUUCAAAGUUUGGUUGUGAGAUGCGGUUCGAUUUGCGUAGAUCGUUUCCACUCAUUACUACUAAGAGAGUGUUCUGGAGAGGGGUGGUUGAGGAGCUUCUGUGGUUCAUUAGUGGCUCCACAAAUGCAAAUGUUCUGAAGGAGAAAGGGAUUCAUAUUUGGGAUGGGAACGCAUCCAGGGAUUAUCUGGACAGUAUUGGCCUGGUAGACAGGGAGGAAGGUGAUUUAGGACCAAUCUAUGGGUUCCAGUGGAGACAUUUUGGUGCCAGGUACACCAAUAUGCAUGCUGACUACUCAGGACAAGGGUUUGAUCAGUUAUUAGAUGUGAUAAAUAGGAUAAAAAAUAAUCCUAAUGAUAGACGAAUUAUCCUUUCCGCUUGGAAUCCUUCUGACUUGAAGUUGAUGGCUUUACCACCUUGCCACAUGUUUGCACAGUUCUAUGUUUCCAAUGGGGAGCUAUCCUGUCAAAUGUAUCAGCGCUCUGCAGAUAUGGGACUUGGUGUGCCAUUUAAUAUCGCAUCUUAUGCUCUGUUGACAUCCAUGAUUGCUCAUGUUUGUGAACUCGUCCCUGGCGACUUCGUCCAUGUGAUUGGGGAUGCUCAUGUUUACAAAAAUCACGUUAUUCCCCUUCAGGAGCAGCUUCAGAAAAUUCCUAGACCUUUUCCAAGGUUGAAGAUCAAUCCACAAAAGAAGGACAUAGAUUCAUUUGUGGCUACCGAUUUUGAGCUGAUAGGAUACGAACCUCAUCAGAAGAUAGAAAUGAAAAUCGCUGUCUAA